This is a messenger RNA of Tribolium castaneum (red flour beetle), 1367 nucleotides long. RefSeq lists its product as uncharacterized. Bases 1 to 1281 code for a protein of 426 amino acids. The record is from RefSeq and is a predicted model, not a curated record. Gene Ontology annotation, molecular function: catalytic activity. NCBI's taxonomy places the organism in Eukaryota, Metazoa, Arthropoda, Insecta, Coleoptera, Tenebrionidae. The transcript has a single exon.
AUGUUGGCCACUGUGUACAAAUCCAUCCCUCAUGUUAAAUUCGCCCGUUUAAAAAUAGCAAACAGCGCGUUUAGAUCAAUACACUCGCGUAAUUUCCCGCUGGAAGGCGUGCGAGUUCUAGAUUUAACCCGAAUAGUGGCAGGGCCGUACUGCACCAUGAUUUUGGCCGACCUGGGGGCCGAAGUCCUCAAAAUCGAGCGGCCCGGGGGCGGCGACGAGGCCCGCAAAUGGGGCCCGCCGUUCAUCAACAACACGGCGGAAACGGCGUACUUCGUCUGCCUCAACCGCAACAAAAAAAGUGUCUGUGUUGAUCUCAAAAAAGGCCGCGAUAUUCUGUACAAACUGGCCGAAAAGUCGGACGUGUUGGUGGAAAAUUACGUGCCGGGAAAACUAGACGAGAUGCAGCUGGGUUACGAGCACCUCAAGGCAGUUGCCCCCCAUUUAAUCUACUGUUCCAUCACUGGGUUUGGCCCCGAUGGCCCGUACAGGACCAAGCCUGGGUACGACGUCAUUGCGGCCUCGAUGGGGGGCUUCCUGCACAUCACGGGGCCCCAAGGGGGCGAGCCCUGCAAGGCCGGCGUCGCCAUGACCGACCUAUCGACCGGCUUGUACGCGCAUGGGGCUAUCAUGGCCGCGCUCUUUCAGCGCACAAGGACCGGAAAGGGGCAAAAAAUCGACUGCAAUCUCCUCUCAACCCAAGUGGCCUCACUCAUCAACAUUGGCUCAAAUUACCUAAACACGGGGAAAGAGGCAAGUCGCUGGGGCACCGCCCACGAGAGCAUAGUCCCAUACGAAGCGUUCCCGACCAAGGACGGGUACUACACCAUAGGCACUGGGUCCGACUUGCAAUUCCAAGACCUUUGCAGGAAACUAAAACGGCCAGAUUUGGCCGAAAACGACAAAUUUAAAACCAACCAGCUGCGAGUUAAGCACAGGACUGAAUUGAUCGGUCUGUUACGGUCUAUAAUGGCCACUAAAACCAAAAAAGAGUGGAGUGAAAUUUUUGCCGGCGGGUCUUUUCCGUCAGGGCCUGUGAAUUCCUUAAAAGAAACUUUCGAUGACCCGCAUAUCAAGGAAAUCGGAUUGGUGCAAAAUUUGGAGCAUCCUGUGGCUGGCAACAUAAAAGUUGUUGGACCUCCGGUCAAGUAUAGCGAUGGGGGAAACAGUGUGAGAUCUCCGCCACCGACUUUAGGCCAACACACUCAAGAAGUCCUGGAGACUAUUUUAAACUAUUCAACCGAACAAAUUAAUGAUCUGAAAAAGCAAAGUGUCAUUCAGUGAACUAUACUAUUUCUUGCCUUUUGUUAUUUUAUUGGUAUUGGUUUAUUUUUGUAUUUACUUUUAUAAUAAACUAUUUCGCACUUGUA